Molecule: messenger RNA, 2010 nt
Organism: Manduca sexta (tobacco hornworm)
Lineage: Eukaryota; Metazoa; Arthropoda; Insecta; Lepidoptera; Sphingidae
Product: probable RNA helicase armi
Exons: 2
Coding region: 184-1992 (602 amino acids)
Molecular function (GO): helicase activity
Source: RefSeq, a predicted model, not a curated record
CAAAAAUUUGGUCAGUUGUCCUAGGAGAUUCAGAACAAACAGUUUAUUCUUCAGAAUAUGACAAAAUCAUAAGCAGAAUUGAGUGUCACCUACCCUUGUUUGACAAAACAUUUGAGUAUUGGUAAUUAUAUUGAUAGAUGGCAUACCUUAUUAUACAUUGAGGAGAUUCAAAAUAACAUUAAUAUGAGAGCUUAUGACAUACCAAAAGCAUUUUUGAUUAGGUGCCAAGAAUAUCUGGGCCUUGAAAUUAAGGGUCUGUCUGAGAAACGACCAUCUUUGAUCCAAGGGGAUAGAGUAAUAGUCAAAGAUGUUUGGAACCCUAAUGCAUCCAAUUAUGAAGGUUACAUUCAUGUCGUCAAGGGUGAUAUGGUAUUAAUGAAGUUUCAUCAACAAUUUCACGAAUCUUAUAGCGGGAGCGAUGUAUCUAUUGAAUUUCAUUUUAGUAGAAUGUCUUAUAGAAGAGCGCAUCAAGCGAUCAAUUUAGCUCUUUCCAAUUUGGGGGUAGAUGUAUUAUUUCCAUCUCGUGUUUUAUCUCGAACGCCACAGCUUACACGUGAGGCAUUAGACAAUGUCUCAUGGUUUAAUAAAAAUUUAAAUGUGGAACAAAAAUUAGCUAUUACUAACGUAUUAUUGGGGGAGUGUCGUCCUUUACCUUAUUGUAUAUACGGGCCACCAGGUACAGGGAAAACAGUUACUGUGAUAGAAGCAAUAUUACAAAUAUUAAGCCUCUUACCUGACAGCAGAAUUCUCGUAGCCACCCCAUCAAACAGUGCAGCUAAUUUAGUCACGGAAAGACUUAUACAAUAUAGCAAUGUUUUUUCGGGAUCUGUUGUUCGGCUCCUUGCAGCCCAUUUAGUCGGUUCUGACAGUAUACCCGAUAUCAUAAGACCAUUUUGUGCCACACUUGACAUAGCUAGAGAAAACACAGUAAAAUCGAGGCAUGUUGUGGAGAAUGGUAUCAAUUUGAACUGUCAGACCUCAUUUAUUGGGCGGCAUCGUGUUACAAUUGGAACGUGUUAUAAUAUUGGAACGUUAGCACAGAUGGGUCUUCCAAAAGGCCAUUUUACCCAUGUCAUAGUAGACGAAGCCGGUCAAGCGACAGAACCAGAAAUUAUGAUACCUUUAACAUUCACUGACAAAGAAAAUGGACAGAUAAUUCUAGCCGGCGAUCCAAUGCAGCUGGGACCAGUGAUUAUGUCAAGAUAUUGUAAAGAAUUUGGCAUGGACGAAUCUUAUUUGAGUAGGAUACUCGAUACAUUCCCAUACCAAAAAGAUUUCGAUGCCUAUAAUAAUGGAUAUAAUAAUAAAUUAGUAACAAGAUUGAUAGAUAACUACAGGUCGUUGAAGGAGAUUUUGACUCUGCCAAGUGCAAUGUUUUACGAUGCGUCUUUGGUGGAAAAAAUAGAAAGGUCACAGCCCUGGAUUACAGAAAUGUUAAAUGUUGUUUCCGAGAUAUUUGGUAGCAACGAAAAAGCCACUGGUGGUAUUUAUGUGUAUGGCAUAAAAGGAUGUAAUAUGAGAGCUGAAGACAGUCCUUCUUGGUACAAUCCUCAAGAGGCAUCCAUGCUAGCAUUAACAGUUUGUAAACUCUACAAGAAAAAUAUAAAGCCGACAGACAUUGGAGUUAUAGCACCAUAUAUAGCACAGAUAAAGUAUAUUCGUAUGUUGUUCGACGCAAUGGGGCUGCCUCAGGCUAAAAUUGGUACAGUUGAAGAAUUCCAGGGACAAGAACGGCCCAUUAUUCUUAUAUCAACGGUUAGGUCAACUGAAGCGCAUUUAUUCGAAGACCAAAGGAAUACUCUAGGUUUUGUCAAGAAUCCCAAAAGACUGAAUGUCGCAAUUACUAGAGCGCAAGUAGCUGCAAUCGUAUUUUGCGAUCCAACGCUGUUAUCUCGAGAUCCUUUGUGGCAAAGAGUAGUAAAGUAUGCUGUUGAAAACGACAAAUACAUUGGAUGCGAUUUGCCCUAUGAGUGUCAACAACAUGGACAAUAAAAUAUGUAUUACUGUAUA